Messenger RNA from Mangifera indica (mango), 1326 nucleotides. Its product is annotated as receptor-like protein Cf-9. The coding region runs from base 1 to 1326 and encodes 441 amino acids. Gene Ontology annotation, molecular function: protein binding. The transcript has a single exon. Lineage: Eukaryota; Viridiplantae; Streptophyta; Magnoliopsida; Sapindales; Anacardiaceae. The record is from RefSeq and is a predicted model, not a curated record.
AUGUCUUGGAAAAAGGAUAAAGAUUGUUGCUCUUGGGAUGGGGUCACAUGUGAUUCAGUGACUGGUUAUGUGAUUGGUCUUGACCUUAGUUGUAGUUGGCUUUAUGGAAAUAUCCCUUCAAACACUAGUUUCUUUCUUCUUCCUCAAUUGAAAAAGCUCAAUCUAGCUUUCAAUGAUUUUAAACUCUCUAAAAUUUCCCCUGAUUUUGGUCGAAUAACCAGUUUGACACACCUGAAUCUCUCAUUUUCAAACUUUAGUGGUCACAUUCCAUUUGAAAUCUCACAUUUGUCUAAAUUGGUUACACUAGACUUGUCCUCAAACUAUUUUGAGAUUGAUAGUUUUUCUGUGAGAAUUGAAAGACCAGUUUUUGAAAGGCUAGUUCAGAAUUUGACGAUGUUAAAAGACCUUGUUCUUCAUCAUGUGGACAUGUCCUCCAUUGUGCCUAGUUCGAUGAAGAAUCUAUCUUCCUCUCUAACUUAUCUAAGUCUAUGGUAUUGUAAAUUGCAAGGGAACUUUCCAGUUGAUGUCUUUCGCCUACCAAAUUUGCAGAUCCUUCAGUUAAGAGUUAACUUCAACUUGACAAGUCAUUUUCCCAAAAGUAAUUGGAGUACACCACUCAAGUCUUUGGAUGUCUCCGACAUGAGCAUGUCCGAACAGUUACCAAACUCAAUCAACAAUCUCUUGUACUUAAAGGAGUUGUUUCUUGAUAAUUGCACUCUAGGGGGAUCAGUUCCUACAAUACUUAGAAACCUUACACAACUUACAUCUUUGAGUCUCUCAUAUAACGAAUUCAAUGGUCAAAUACCAUCAUUUCUUUCAAAUCUUGCCAAUCUUCAGGAUUUAUGUCUUUCGAACAACAAUUUUAUUGGUCAAUUUCCUGAAUUUUUUUUCAACUUAACACAACUUCAAUCUUUAUCCUUGUCACGUAAUCAACUCACUGGCCCAAUACCAUCAUUUCUUUUAAAUCUUGUCAAUCUUCAGCAGUUAUAUCUUCGGAACAAUAGUUUUAUUGGUCAACUUCCUGAAUUUUUUUCCAACUUAACACAAUUUCAGUAUUUAGACUUGUCAAUUAAUCAAUUAACUGGUCCAAUUCCAAGUUCACUCUUUCAACUUGUGAGUCUAAAAGGCCUUGAUCUUUCUUCUAAUAGUUUAAGUGGUAUUAUAGAGUUUCACAUGUUUUCAAAGCUCAAAAACCUUUGGUACCUUUCUCUUUCUCAUAACAAUUUGUUUGUGACCACUACCGGAUUCAAUGUCAACUCAUCAUUCCUCAACUUGAAUCUUUGUAUUUAUCUGCUUGCAACAUUAGUAAAUUCCCAGGUUUCUUAA